CGUGGUGCCGGCUGGCUUGACUUGCUGGAAUGUUUUUUUUUUGACAUGCCAGAAAACACACGCAGUGAAAAGAAAGUUAGAAGACAACAUGGAGGACAGAGAGGAAAGUACGGCGAUCAAACGGACCAGUUCGGAUCAGAGGAAGCUGCGCUCCCGGGAUGCGGCACGCUGUAGGCGGAGCAAGGAGACCGAGCUCUUUUACGACCUGGCCCGCACACUACCCCUUCCCCGGCGGGUUUCGACGCACCUGGACAAGGCGGCCAUCAUGAGGGUCACUCUCAGCUUCCUGCGCACGCGCCACCUCUGUCUUGGAGUUAAGAGUCAGGGUUCGUCUAAAGAAAAAGAAGAGGAAGAGGAUGAAGAGGAUGAAGAAGAGGACCCCGCAGACAGUCUGUACGCUCAGGCGCUGUCGGGCUUCAUCGUGGUCAUAACGGAGGAAGGAGACAUGAUCUAUCUGACGGAGAACGUCAACAAGCACGUCGGCAUCCCUCAGUUGGAGCUGCUGGGUCAGAGCGUCUAUGACUUUGUUCAUCCCUGCGACCAGGAGGAGCUCAGGGAUCUCCUGUCACUCCGUCCAGGCGGUGGUAAAAAAGUGGCUCAGGGUCAGCUCAGCCUGAAGAACUUCUUCUUACGAAUGAAGAGCACGCUGACCACCAGGGGGCGCACUGUCAACAUCAAGUCUGCCAGCUGGAAGGUGUUCCACUGCACGGGUCACAUGCGUCCAUUGGGUGACAAGUCAGAGCCGGCUUCUGGCAUGGCCAUGACGCUGCUGUGUGAGCCCGUCCCUCACCCGUCCAGCGUGGAAUUCCCUCUGGACACGCACACCUUCCUCACCCGCCACAGCAUGGACAUGCGUGUCACGCACUGUGAGGGCAGGGUGGUGGAGUUGGUGGGCUACGAGCCGGAUGACCUGAUCGGCCACUCGGUGUUCGAGUAUCACCACGCGCUGGACUCGGAUCACGUCAACAAGAGCCUGCACACGCUGCUGGCUAAGGGUCAGGUCAGCACCAGCCCUUACCGCUUCCUGGCGAGGGGGGGCGGCUUCGUGUGGGCCCAGACACAAGCCACCGUCCUCUACAGCAGCAAAACAUCACAGUCGGAGGCGGUGGUCUGUCUCAACUUUGUACUCAGCGCUGUUGAGCAGUCGCACAUCGUUCUGUCCACCGAGCAGCUCUGCGUGGACGACAGCGUCAAAGCCGAGUCCUCGCCUUCGGUCGCGUGUGACUCUGAGCGCCUCAACGAGGAUUCGGCUUCCGGUCCAGACAGCCUGCCAGAGGCGAGGACAGCGGACAAACGUCUUCGGCUGACGCCGGAAUACGGAGAAGACGACGUUGUCUCUCCGCUGACAGGAGACUUGGUGUCUCUCUCCUUUGUGACGCCGCACGGUCCAGACAGCCUUCCGGAUCAUCCUCAGCACCUGUGCACGCCACAGCUGAGACAACUACUCUCGCCCAUCUUCAACCCCAUCACCCCACCUCCAUCACCAUCCUCAUCAUCAUCAGACGCCUCCUCACCGCAACCUCAGCCAGUGCAGGCCCAACGAGAGGAGAGCAUGCUGGACACCAGCGAGGUGGAGAAGUUGUUUGCCUUUUUGCCAGAAGAUGGCGACAACACGCAGGAUAGCGGACAGCAGGUCAUGGAUGGGAUGGAUCUGGAAAUGUUGGCUCCUUACAUCUCCAUGGAUGACGACUUCCAGCUGACCUUCUUCAGCGGCAUGCCGGAGGACGCUAGCAAGCCUCCGUCCGAGCCCCCCGCUGUCAACAGGAAACGGGCUCACAACCCGGACGAUGACGUGCUGUGCCGGCUGAUGGUUGGAGACAAGAGACGCAAGCACGACCCGCCAACGCUGGAGGAGGAGCUCCUCCUGAGCCACUCGUUGCUGGGCUGCCUGGAGGAAACUGGCCUGCUAGAGGCGGGGUCAGGCCCGCAGGGGCGGAGUCACCUCCUCACCGACAGAGACCCGAUCUUUGGUGGCAUGAGGGGGCUAUGUGACACAGCUGCUCUGAUGAAGGACAUAUUCAAGUCGCACCCGCCUGACGUGGCUCCAUCUCUGUUGCCCAUGUGAUGACACAGCGGUGCACUUCUUCCGUGACUGAACAUAGGGGGGGGGCCCGCUUUAUGAGCCGCACUCCUAUGAUGUUCUGCUCACAACAAUCGCACAUGAUUAAAAACAUGUCAGUGGCAUCUUUUUAUACACUUACUUCCUGUUAUGCAUGCUAGUUGCUAUUUUUCCUUUUAAUCUACUGCAUGUAACAGGUGGGCGAGGUUGACUUCAUCUUACACUCCUAUCAAUGUUUAUUCCUAUAUGUUGCUUUGUGUGAUGUCAAGUCAUUAGUUUGAGCAGCUAAAGUAGAAAAAAAUGAACUGUGUACUUUUUUUUUUUUUUAAUAAUAACUUUGAAGAAAUGGUGCCCGAGCAACAUGAGCAUGAAUUACGAGUUUGCCGCUACUUCUAACGAGCUGAAAGUGUUUCCAUGUUUCACUUGAAAUAAAAGGUGCAAAAGGUG
Molecule: messenger RNA, 2506 nt
Organism: Nerophis lumbriciformis (worm pipefish)
Lineage: Eukaryota; Metazoa; Chordata; Actinopteri; Syngnathiformes; Syngnathidae
Gene: hif1al
Product: hypoxia inducible factor 1 subunit alpha, like
Biological process (GO): regulation of transcription by RNA polymerase II; cellular response to hypoxia
Molecular function (GO): RNA polymerase II transcription regulatory region sequence-specific DNA binding; DNA-binding transcription factor activity, RNA polymerase II-specific; protein dimerization activity
Source: RefSeq, a predicted model, not a curated record